Rhizophagus irregularis DAOM 181602=DAOM 197198 is the source of this 364-nucleotide messenger RNA. The record is from RefSeq and is a predicted model, not a curated record. NCBI's taxonomy places the organism in Eukaryota, Fungi, Glomeromycota, Glomeromycetes, Glomerales, Glomeraceae.
AUUUCAAGAACUUUAGCAAUUGUUUUAUAUCAAUCUAACAAUUAGUUUGUUGACUAUGAACAACUUUUGUUUUUGUAUAAAUCUUAAAUCGGGUGUCUUUUUUAUUGCCGCUCUUGCAGUUUUUCUCAAUCUUAUCUGUGCCUGUGCCUCUGUUCGUUAUGACACAAAUCUCGCAUUUUUCUUUAUUUUCAUUUUCAGGUUUAUAAUUUGUGUUCUCGGAUUCGUCGGCAUAAUUCUGGAUAAUUUUUUAUAUGUUACAAUUUUUGUCAAUUACUAUUUGGUCGCGGUAAUUUUUGACUUCAUAGGGGUUGUGGAAUUUGUAUUGCCAUUUAUACAACUCUCAUAUUUCUUUUUACGUUAUUAA